Candidozyma haemuli is the source of this 1638-nucleotide messenger RNA. RefSeq names its product MFS transporter. Gene Ontology annotation, biological process: xenobiotic detoxification by transmembrane export across the plasma membrane. Gene Ontology annotation, molecular function: fluconazole transmembrane transporter activity. Bases 1 to 1638 code for a protein of 545 amino acids. The transcript has a single exon. Lineage: Eukaryota; Fungi; Ascomycota; Pichiomycetes; Serinales; Metschnikowiaceae. The record is from RefSeq and is a predicted model, not a curated record.
AUGUUUUUUGCAAAGUUUGUAAGAGAGAGCUUCUUUGGUAGAUCCAUCUACCAUCUCUCAGGCAGAAAAGUGUUUAACUACCCAGAAGAACAACCAGACUAUGUGAUUCCAGCCAAGUACUUGGGCAAGGGCGAAGCAAGCAUUGAAUCUUUCGAACGUGAAACUCCUAAUGAUAGCGAGGUGCCUUCUGACUCUUCUUCUCAGUCCACAAAGUCUGACAUUAUACUAGUCGACUGGGAGGGCGAAGAUGAUCCAGAGAACCCAUACAAUUGGCCCCUUAAGUAUAAGCUUAUUUUUAUUGCCCAGAUUAUGGCGCUUACUGCAUUCGUUUACAUGGCUUCGGCUAUUUACACUCCUGGCAUUGAGGAGAUCAUGAGAGACAUGGAGGUGGGCCAGGUGGUGGCAACGCUUCCCUUGACACUUUUCGUGUUUGGCUAUGGUAUUGGCCCCAUGGUGUUUUCUCCCCUUUCGGAGAAUGCCAUGUUUGGAAGAACUUCUAUUUACAUUCUCACGUUGUUUGUGUUCUUCAUUCUUCAGAUCCCAACUGCCCUCGUUGACAAUAUUGCUGGCUUGUGUGUCUUGCGUUUCAUUGCAGGUUUCUUUGCCAGUCCGUGCUUGGCUACCGGUGGUGCUUCUGUUGGUGAUGUUAUCACCAUGCCAUUCAUCCCAGUGGGUAUUUCCUUCUGGUCUAUUGCUGCCGUUUGUGCUCCAUCUGCUGGUCCAUUGUUCGGUGCCAUUUUGAGCGUCAAGGCUGACUACCACUGGACUUUCUGGUUUGUCUGUAUCACUUCUGGUGUUUCUUUCGUUGUUCUUGGCUGGUUGCUUCCAGAAUCCUACUCCAAGACCAUUUUGUACAGAAAGGCAGAAAGACUUAGAGCUCUUACCGGAGACGACAGAAUCAUGAGUGAGGGUCACAUUGAGAACUCUAAGCUCGACACUCACGAAAUGCUUAUUGAGACGCUUUGGCGUCCUUUCGAAGUCAUCAUCUUCGAGCCAGUCGUUUUGCUUAUCAACGUCUACAUUGGUUUGGUUUACUCUGUCAUGUACUUGUGGUUCGAGGCCUUCCCUAUCGUUUUCGUUGAAGUCAAGGGCUUCACUCUUAUUGAGAUGGGUGUGGCAUACAUGUGUAUCUUGGUUGGUAUUUUGAUUGCCGCAGCUCUCUACAUUCCUGCCAUUUACCGUCUGUUCACCAAGAAGAUGCUUGCCAAUGAGGAAGUCGCUCCGGAAGUGUUCAUUCCAAUCGCUAUUGUGGGCAGUGUACUUAUGCCAAUUGGUAUCUUUAUCUUUGGCUGGACUGCCGCUGAAGACAUCCAUUGGAUUGGUCCUCUUAUCGGCGCCGCUGUCUUCGCUGCUGGAGCUUUCCUUUGCUUCCAAACCUUAUUUAACUACCUCAGUAUGUCCUUCUGGAGAUACUUAGCCUCUGUCUUUGCAGGUAACGACUUGUUCAGAAGUAUGAUGGCAGGUGCUUUCCCAUUGUUUGGCAGACCAUUAUUCCUCAACUUGAAGACUAACAGGUUUGCUGUUGGCUGGGGUUCCUCAGUGUUGGGUUUCAUUUGUGUGGGCAUGAUUGCCAUUCCUGUCUUGUUCUACCUCAACGGCCCUAAGUUGAGAGCUAGAUCCAAGUACGCAGGCGCUUAA